AUGUUUAGCAAAUCGUCGCUGUGCCGUGGCGCCUGUGUGGAGGUGGACUCGGAGAGUGAGGCGGUGGUCACGGAGGGCUUCAAACUGGGAUGUAUCUCCUGCAAGAGGAGAGGGGAGGUGCCCGCCGUGGCCUCCGUGGAGUGGUUCUUCAUGGGGUCAGACGAGUCCGAUUACGCCCCUCUGUACGCGUACGAGGACAAACAGGGCAGCGUCAUUGACCCGCGCUUCUACGAGCGUCUGGACUGGGACGGGAGCAAAGGGACCCGGGACGUGCAGGACGGGUCCCUGUACAUCCUGAACGUCACCUACAACGACACCGGGACGUACCGCUGCGUGUUCCAGAGGACGCUCAUCUACUCCAACUACGAGGUCCAGGUCAACGCCAGCAAGACGGUGCAGCUGAAGGUGGUGCCCAAACUGACCAGGGGGAUGGCGUCCAUCCUGUCGGAGGUGAUGAUGUACGUGACCAUCAUCGGGCUGCAGUUCUGGCUGUUGGUGGAGAUGAUAUACUGCUAUAGGAAGAUCGCAGCGGCCGGAGAGGAGGCGCUGAGGGAGAGCGCGGCUGAGUAUUUAGCCAUAGCGUCGGAAAGCAAAGACAAUUGUACAGAGGAGCAGGAGGCGGAAUAG
Molecule: messenger RNA, 627 nt
Organism: Knipowitschia caucasica
Lineage: Eukaryota; Metazoa; Chordata; Actinopteri; Gobiiformes; Gobiidae
Source: the annotation of a GenBank genome assembly